AUGCGGACGUUGCUGCUCGCCUGCCUCGCCUCUGGCUCAGGCCGCGCCGUCAGGCUUCCCUCGAGCGGCCUGAUCGUCCUCGGUGGCAGCGGCGGCCCGCCACCGGCAGCGGCGGCGGCGGUCGCGGACGGGCGGGAGCUCCGCAAGCAGCUGAGCGCGCUGCGGGCGAGUUCCGACUGGGACGGCGCGCACGGCCUGCUGUGGUGGGCGCUUCGCGAGGCUCCCUCAUCGGCGGAGACGAUCCACUGCAACGUGGUCCUCGCCGCCCUCUCGGACGCCGCCGAGUGGGAGCGCGCGCUGGUGCUGCUCGAGCACAUGCGCGCCGCCGGCCUUCCGCGCGAUGGCUACUCCUUCUCCUCGGCCAUCUGCGCGUGCGCGCGGGCCGGCCAGCCGGAGGCGGCGGUCGAGACGUUCAAGGCCAUGUGCGCCGACGACUCCGUCGAGCCCUCCUCCGUCGCCUUCAACACCGCGCUCUCCGCAGCGCAGCGCGCCUCUGACCCCGUCCGUGCCGCCGAGAUG
Messenger RNA from Emiliania huxleyi CCMP1516, 519 nucleotides. RefSeq lists its product as hypothetical. The record is from RefSeq and is a predicted model, not a curated record. Gene Ontology annotation, molecular function: protein binding. Lineage: Eukaryota; Haptophyta; Isochrysidales; Noelaerhabdaceae. The transcript has a single exon. The annotation marks the transcript as partial.